Penicillium cataractarum is the source of this 3675-nucleotide messenger RNA. RefSeq lists its product as uncharacterized. The transcript has 3 exons. Gene Ontology annotation, biological process: negative regulation of transcription by RNA polymerase II. The coding region runs from base 1 to 3675 and encodes 1224 amino acids. Gene Ontology annotation, cellular component: nucleus; transcription repressor complex. Lineage: Eukaryota; Fungi; Ascomycota; Eurotiomycetes; Eurotiales; Aspergillaceae. Gene Ontology annotation, molecular function: protein binding. The record is from RefSeq and is a predicted model, not a curated record.
AUGGCUCGAACCAUAGAUCGCAUAGACCAUGCUUCCAUACUGGAUAAGCUGCCCGAUGCGACUAACGCCAGGUUUGACGCGUUCGACGAUCGAGACGCAGUGGAAUGUCUCCAAGGCACUCGGACCGAGCUCCUCCAGCAGAUAAUGGAAUGGGCUAUGUCGCCGUCCCAAAAAUGCAUUUUCUGGUUAAAGGGAAUGGCUGGGACAGGAAAAUCCACAAUAUCUCGGACUGUGGCAAGGUCGCUCAAGGACACCAACCAUUUGAGUGCUAGCUUCUUCUUUAAGAGGGGCGAAGGGGACCGAGGGAACGCGAAGAAGUUUUUCCCGACAUUAACAAGGCAACUGAUGCUCAUGAUUCCUGUGUUGAGGUCUGGCGUGCACAAGGCACUCCACGAUGACCCUGACAUUGUGUCAAAAUCGCUUCGGGAGCAGUUUGAGAAACUACUCCUUCACCCGCUGCUCGAUCUUGACCAACUCGGCCGACAACCUCAAGCCGCUGUGAUAGUGAUCGACGCUUUAGACGAAUGCGAACAUGACCAAGAUGUCCGAAACAUCAUUCGAUUACUGCCUCUUCUACAGAAAGCAAAAUCGGUUCGUCUUCGGAUCUUCUUGACUAGCAGACCCGAACUCCCAAUCAGUAUCGGCUUUUCAGAGAUCGCGAAUCAUGGGUAUCAGGACCUAGCUCUUCAUGAGAUACCCGAAAAGGUGACAGAACGUGACAUACAUUUAUUCCUGCAGGACCGAUUUGCGAAAAUCAAACAGGACAGAAAUAUUUCCCAAGACUGGCCCGGCGAUAAUGUUAUCCAGAAAUUGGUCACGGUGUCCGUUCCCCUAUUUAUUUCGGCUGCCACCGUGUGCCGUUAUAUCGAAAAUGCAAAAUGGGAACCUCAAUUCCGCCUCGCAGAGCUUCUAACGGACCAAGCCAAAUAUGUAUCGAAAAUGGAUAAGACAUACCUGCCAAUUCUGAUGCGACUACUGGACGAUCGAGAGAGUGAUGAAUCGGAGCAGCAGCAGCUCCUGCAAGAGUUCCAGGACAUAGUUGGUGUCAUCAUCCUUCUCGCUGAUCCGCUUUCUAUAAAUGCCCUGUCACUGUUUCUUGGAAUAGGAGCGGACCAGAUCGGCAAUCGAUUAAAUUCGUUCCGCUCUGUUUUGAGCAUUCCCGGUAACCGAGAUCAGCCUGUAAGGAUUCUACAUCUAUCGUUUCGGGAUUUUUUGGUCCAGUCUGGAACCAAAUUUCACGUGGAUGAGCCAAAAAAGCACAAGAAAAUUGCUCACUUAUGUCUCAAAACGAUGCAAAAUCAUCUACGGAAAGAUAUCUGCGAUCUAGAAAGCUCUGGAACGUAUAGGACAGACGUCGGCCCUCAAUAUAUCCGCCAAUAUCUACCGCUGGAACUACAGUACUCUUGUCGCUACUGGAUACACCAUCUCGAGCAAAGUCAGGAUCUAUCUUCCGGGAUAGAAGAUGUGCUACUUUUCCUCCAGAAGCAUUUUCUGCACUGGUUAGAGGCGAUGAGUCUACUGGGUCUUAUAUCGGAGGUGGUGGGUAUGCUUGAUCUCCUCCGCACGGUUGUACUAGGCGACAACAAUUCUGUAAUAUCGGAAUUUCUGCAUGAUGGAACGCGCUUUGUUCUGAAAAAUCGCCAGAUAGCCGACGAAGCACCACUUCAGGUUUAUUACGCAGGGCUAGUGUUUGCACCUCGAACGUCAGUAAUUCGUAGAGAGUUCAAGUCGGAGCUUCCAACUUGGAUAUGCCAGUUCCCACAAGUUGAGGAAAAAUGGAGCGCAGAAUUACAGGCUAUCGAGGGCCAUUCGGACUCGGUUCAGUCGGUAGCCUUCUCGCCCGACGGCCGGCUGCUGGCGUCCGGCUCCGACGAUAAGACAGUGCGGCUCUGGGACACGGCGACGGGCGGCCUGCAGCAGACUCUCGAAGGCCAUUCGGGCUCGGUUCAGUCGGUGGCCUUCUCGCGCGACGGCCGGCUGCUGGCGUCCGGCUCUAGCGAUAACACCGCGCGGCUCUGGGACACGGCGACGGGCGGCCUGCAGCAGACUCUCGAGGGCCAUUCGGGCUGGGUUCGGUCGGUGGCCUUCUCGCGCGACGGCCGGCUGCUAGCGUCCGGCUCUGACGAUAACAUCGUGCGGCUCUGGGACACGGCGACGGGCGGCCUGCAGCAGACUCUCGAGGGCCAUUCGGGCUCGGUUUGGUCGGUGGCCUUCUCGCCCGACGGCCGGCUGCUAGCGUCCGGCUCUUACGAUAACACCGUGCGGCUCUGGGACACGGCGACGGGCGGCCUGCAGCAGACUCUCGAAGGCCAUUCGGGCUCGGUUCGGUCGGUGGCCUUCUCGCGCGACGGCCGGCUGCUGGCGUCCGGCUCUAGCGAUAGGACCGUGCGGCUCUGGGACACGGCGACGGGCGGCCUGCAGCAGACUCUCGAAGGCCAUUCGGGCUCGGUUCAGUCGGUAGCCUUCUCGCGCGACGGCCGGCUGCUAGCAUCCGGCUCUUACGAUAACAUCGUGCGGCUCUGGGACACGGCGACGGGCGGCCUGCAGCAGACUCUGGUGAGGGCCAUUCGGGCUCGCGAUAACACCGUGCGGCUCUGGGACACGGCGACGGGCGGCCUGCAGCAGACUCUCGAAGGCCAUUCGGGCUCGGUUCAGUCGGUAGCCUUCUCGCGCGACGGCCGGCUGCUAGCGUCCGGCUCUAGCGAUAACACCGCGCGGCUCUGGGACACGGCGACGGGCGGCCUGCAGCAGACUCUCGAGGGCCAUUCGGGCUCGGUUCGGUCGGUGGCCUUCUCGCGCGACGGCCGGCUGCUGGCGUCCGGCUCUGACGAUAAGACCGUGCGGCUCUGGGACACGGCGACGGGCGGCCUGCAGCAGACUCUCGAGGGCCAUUCGGACUGGGUUCGGUCGGUGGCCUUCUCGCGCGACGGCCGGCUGCUAGCGUCCGGCUCUGACGAUAACACCGUGCGGCUCUGGGACACGGCGACGGGCGGCCUGCAGCAGACUCUCGAGGGCCAUUCGGACUGGGUUCGGUCGGUGGCCUUCUCGCGCGACGGCCGGCUGCUGGCGUCCGGCUCUGACGAUAAGACCGUGCGGCUCUGGGACACGGCGACGGGCGGCCUGCAGCAGACUCUCGAAGGCCAUUCGGGCUCGGUUCGGUCGGUGGCCUUCUCGCCCGACGGUCGGCUGCUGGCGUCCGGCUCUUACGAUAACACCGUGCGGCUCUGGGACACGGCGACGGGCGGCCUGCAGCAGACUCUCGAAGGCCAUUCGGGCUCGGUUCGGUCGGUGGCCUUCUCGCGCGACGGCCGGCUGCUGGCGUCCGGCUCUAGCGAUAAGACCGUGCGGCUCUGGGACACGGCGACGGGCGGCCUGCAAGAGACCUUGAAGACCAAUGGAAUCGUCAACAAACUCGACUUUUCUCAAGAGGGUUCAUAUCUAAUCACUAACUUGGGCACCCUCGACAUUCAAUCUGGGCACGAAAAUUUUGCUUCUACUUCAACCCAUAAGAAUCCGGCGAUCUUCAUUGAGCAAGGACGGUGGAUAAACAUGAAUGGCAAAAGUGUACUAUGGCUUCCUCCUGACUUUCGGCCUAGCUGUUCCGCGAUUAAUGGGGAUUUACUUGCGUUGGGACACGCAUCAGGGCGGGUUUCUUUCCUACGAUUUCAUCUAUAG